UCAAAACAAUACUUCACGAAAAUCCGCACAUUUUAAUUUCGCAGUAUUUCGGAUUGAUAAUGGAAGUCGAUUCUGCCGAUUCGAAAGUUCCCAAACAGUUGAAAGGAAAAAAGAAAAAGAAGUUCUAUACAAAAAUAAGAGAACAGAUGGAAUUUUACUUCAGUGAUUCAAAUUUAGCUAGAGAUAACUAUCUUCAAGAUCUUCUUACAAAAAAUCCAGAAGGCUAUGUUGAUUUGGAGGUUUUCAAAUCUUUUAAUAAAAUCAAAGAGAUGACAGAUGAUGUAAAUGCAAUAAUUGCAGCACUUUCAAAAUCAACAGUUUUACAGGUAAAUGUAGAAAAAACGAAAGUGAGACGCAUUACUCCUAUGGGGAAACCAAAAGAUUUUGAUGCUUGUACUCUUUAUGUUGAAAAACUUCCACCUCAUGCAGACCAUAAAUGGAUUAAGGAUGUUUUUGAACCUUUUGGUAAAGUGGAUUACAUCAAUAUUCCCAGAUAUAAGGUUUCUAAUAAGACCAAAGGCUUUGCUUUUGUUGAAUUUAGUGAUCCUGAGAGUGUCCAAAAAGCAUGUGAGUUUUAUAAAAAAUCAUCUGGGAAGGAAAACACUGAAAGUGAUGACCAGUGUACUGAAAGCAAAUCAAAUUUAGAUGAAUCACAAAAAAAUGAAACCUGUCCAGACAAAGAGAGGAAAGCAAGAAAAAGAAAAAUGAGUUCAGAUGCAGAUGAACCUCCUCAUAAGAAAGAAGGUAGUGCUUCUGGAAUGAAUUCUUCAAUUAAAGAUCAUGGAAAAGAACAAAACUCUGGUAGUGAAACUGAAAAAAAGCAAAGGGAUCGGAAGAGACAACAUGAUGCUGGUGAGGAUUAUCAAAAACCUCAUAAGAAGCUAAAAGAAUCCGAUUCUGAACAUCCAACAGAAACCUCUGAGGCCGAAGGUACUGAAACUGAAAAACACCAGUCUUCUGUUGUAGAAAACCGAAGUGAUCUGGAAGCUGCUAAUUCUGAAAAUGAAGGUGGUAAAAUUAAGAAAAAAAGGAAACACAAAAAGAAAGGUCAUCACAAUUCAGAAAAGCCAGUAUUAAGAGUCAUGUCAAAGCAUGAAUGGAAAGCAUAUCGCAACAAAUAUCUAAAUCUGCAACGAUCUACCAUGUCUUUUCUCAAGAAACAGAUUAUGAUGGAAGCACAAGAACUAAAAGAACAAGAUCCAGUAGAUGAAAAGCCAGACAAUGAAACCUCUAAUAAAGGCCUUCAUUUUCAACCUGGAGUUAUCAUAAAAAUCACACUUAAAGAUUCAAUAACUGAUCUAUCAAAUUUCAAAGAAAAAGUUAAAGCUGCAGCUCAUGUAGCUUACAUUGAUGCUCAAUUAGGACAUUCAGAAAUGUUUAUUCGAUGUCAUACUCCAGAAGAAGCGAAUUUUAUAAUUCAAGAAAAGAAGUUUGAUAGCUUUGGAACUGUGAGCUUAUUAGAAGGUACAGAAGAACAAUCAUACUGGACCAAAAUACAAGAAGACAGAAAGGCCAAAUUUAGCCUACCUCUGGUACGCAAGAAAAGAGGUCGAGAUAAGAUUAUAGCCAAAGCAGCAAAACUAGCAGAACAUAAAAAUAAGCAUGUUUAUUUCGAUGAGUGAUGAAUAAAUUUAUGAAUUGCAAUGUACAUAUUUUUUACAUGUGAAUAAAAAUUAGUCAAAUUUC
This is a messenger RNA of Argiope bruennichi, 1686 nucleotides long. RefSeq names its product la-related protein 7-like. Gene Ontology annotation, cellular component: nucleus. Gene Ontology annotation, molecular function: mRNA binding. NCBI's taxonomy places the organism in Eukaryota, Metazoa, Arthropoda, Arachnida, Araneae, Araneidae. The coding region runs from base 60 to 1622 and encodes 520 amino acids. The transcript has 13 exons. The record is from RefSeq and is a predicted model, not a curated record. Gene Ontology annotation, biological process: RNA processing.